AUGGCAUCGACGUUGAUACGAACCGACUCGAAAGCGAGAUCCGCAACUAUAUUGACUGACGAUGAAAUUAAAGAUGAAUUUGGUAAUAUAGAGGAGACAAGAAAGGCCAUUGAACGUGCAGUUAAUCGUGCGCAUAAUACGAAGAAAACAAAUUCUACGGCUACGAAUUCAAUAGGAAACGAUCGACGAUUUGCUCAGGCAUUGCAUUACGAAGCUGAUCAAUUGUAUCAAAAAGGAAAUUAUGAGACUGCAUUGGUGUUGUAUCAUAGAGCAGCAAAGGUUUGUCCUCGCGAUGGUAGUCAUAGUACAGCGGCAAGACGAACGGCAACUAUGAUAAACUCAUGGCAAAAUCCAUCAAAACGUUUGAGAAAGUUCUUGUCAAAAACUAAACCUGAAUCAGAACUGACGAUCGCACUUUGCCCCGAAGUGGCUGCCAUUAAAGCCGCUAAUGUACUUAGAGAAUCUCCAGAUUUCUCAUCCGUGAACGAAGUUCUCAGUUUUCUAACAAGUAUCAACGAUAAUGAGAUUCAUGUCGAGCAUAACAGUGAAUAUUCUAUUCAAGAUACUUAUCGAAGUUGUAGAUAUAAAAAUACGACAAAAGAAUUAUCCUUUCAAUUUAGUUAUUUCGAUGAGCACAAAAAUCUUUGGGAUAGAUCAUCAACGACAUCGAGUUUCUCAAAGUUACAUCUAACACGAUCAAACGCUAUGUUAAAUCGUUUGAGGAAUGUGGCUGAUACGACAUUGAAGAAAUUAGAAACAGCAUUUCAUUCUGGCAACGUUAAAGCAUCUUUUCAAUAUGCGAAAGAAUUAUUGGCUGUUUCGUCAGGAAUUGGAGAGCCUAAAAGAUACGAAGUUGAAGCUCAUCGUUAUUUGGCCUUGACCCACGUAAUGCUUGGUAGACACGACAGAGCUGUGAAUAAUGUCGCUAGAAUGGUAUACCUAGCGAAAAUAAGUAACGAUUCAGUUUUAAUUUUGCAAUCACUUUUGACCUUGGGCAAGGUACAUUUAAGUUUUGAUCAUUUGGAUGCCGCGGCUCGUGCCUGGGAACAUUUAUCGAAAAAUUUGGAAGAACCGAUUUUACGUGCUUGGAUUCAUCAUGAGAUUGGCCGAUGUUAUUUGGAAACUGGAAAAUUUGUUAAAGCAUUUAAUAUGGGCAACCGAACCUUAGAAAUUGCUGAAGAUAUCGGCUCGAAUAAAUGGAUUCUUCAUGGUAAACUCCUUAAAGCUCAGACCUUGGUGAAACUUGGUAGAUUUGCCGAGGCCUUGGAGGAAUUGAGGAUUUGCGCUAGGAUCACCGAGGAGGAAGAAGAAUUACCUUUGAACGAUCCAUUGGAUCAUGAAAAUCCUUCGAUUGUUGGGAUAAGACUGACGAAUAGUAUGACAUCAUUGAAGAGCGAGAUAACCAAUGCUACCUACGUUAUCGAUAAGAAAACCAAACAAAACAAAAUGGAAAUGAAACGGAAGAAAAACGAAAAGGAUAACGUAAAGGUAUCAUCAAAGGAAUAUAUAUUUGAUGACAAUGAAGACUUUCAAAAGGUAGAUAGGUAUAUGUUGAAAGAGGUCGAUAAAAUGGAGUUUAAGGUGGGGCCCGAGUCGAUCGAUGAAUCCGACAAGAUGCUUCGUAAAAAGAAGAGAAAAGAGGAAGGGAAAGAAAUUGAAGAGGAAAUAACGGAGGACCCAGAGAAAAUGAUAGAGAUCAUUCGUGUCGCUUUGUCCAUGUCGAAAGAGGAAGUUCGCUCCAUCGAGAAAAUCCAAAUCGUUCAAGAGCCAACUUCAACGACGACGACGAACUUUCGCGAGGAUAAAAGGAGAAAUGAUGUCGGUGAUUCGAUUACAAGAGGAAGAAUACGCGGUGACUUAACUGGUCGUUCAUUUCUUAAAAGCAAUCGUUAA
Messenger RNA from Vespa crabro (European hornet), 1893 nucleotides. Its product is annotated as outer dynein arm-docking complex subunit 4-like. Gene Ontology annotation, molecular function: protein binding. The record is from RefSeq and is a predicted model, not a curated record. Bases 1 to 1893 code for a protein of 630 amino acids. NCBI's taxonomy places the organism in Eukaryota, Metazoa, Arthropoda, Insecta, Hymenoptera, Vespidae. The transcript has 8 exons.